AUGGACGGCCACGUCUGUUACGUUGUCCCUCCCUAUCUCCUCCAGGGUAUUGCAGACGCCGAUUGCAAUAGCGAACCCAUCCGAAGUGCUGCCCGCAACGCCCUCCAAUUGCGCGAGGCAUUCGUUGCCCGCCGCAUCGAGCGCCUGGCUCUGCUGUCUGCGCCCGGCACCCGGCGCUCGGCGAACCGUCACGGCAUCGUCCCGGAUACCUUACUCCGGCAUAUUGCCGACAGCGACGAAGUUGACGAAGAUACCAGAGCAUGUGCCCGUCGGGAUCUAGAACAUCUGCAAAGUGUUUUGGGUCGCGUCCAACAAUCACAGCAAGCCGACGCCCAGCCCCAGAGUCUGUCAUCCUCUUCCGCCGACAAGUCCAAGGUAUACAGAGCUGUAUACGACGCCAAAAACAGCGACAACGAGGCCACCCUGCCAGGCACUGUCGUACGGGUCGAGGGCCAGAAACCGGCCAAAGACAAAGCCGUCAACGACGCCUACGACAACAUUGGCGAAGUCCUCAAGAUGUACAAGGACAAGUUCGACUGGGUCUCUAUCGACAACAAGAAUACGGACGUCGUCAGUUCCGUCCACUUCGGCAAAAAGUACGAAAACGCCUUUUGGGAUCCUGAGCGUCUCCAGAUGGUCUUCGGAGACGGCGGCGAGUUUCUGAACAACUUUACGGGUACUGUUGAUGUCAUCGGCCACGAACUGACCCACGCCGUGACCGAGAACACCAGCCCCUUGACAUACCAGGGCAUGAGCGGCGCCCUCAACGAGCACGUCUCUGAUGUAUUCGGCAUCAUGGUCAAGCAAAUCGUCGAAAAAGAGAAUGCCGAUGAAGCCGACUGGCUGGUUGGCGAAGGCUGCAUCAUGCCUGGCGUCAAGGGUGUUGCUCUGCGGAGCAUGAAGGAGCCCGGAACCGCCUACAAUGACCCCCGUUUCGGAAAGGACCCACAGCCAAAUCACUUCAAAGACUACGUCCCCACCUUUGAGGAUAACGGCGGCGUCCAUAUAUACUCAGGAAUACCCAACAAGGCUUUCUAUCUGGCCGCCAAGGCGUUCGGGGGGUUCUCAUACGAGAAGGCAGGUCCUAUCUGGUGGAAGACCAUGAACUCGGGCCGCAUUCCCGCGCGUUGCACCUUCGUCCAGUUCGCCGACGUGACUGUCGAGGUGGCAGAGGAGCUUUACGGCAACGAGGCAGGCAAGAUCGUCCGUGCUGCCUGGGACGAGGUCGGUGUCACUAGGAAGGGCAACUAG
Colletotrichum karsti is the source of this 1251-nucleotide messenger RNA. RefSeq lists its product as uncharacterized. The record is from RefSeq and is a predicted model, not a curated record. Gene Ontology annotation, molecular function: metalloendopeptidase activity. The coding region runs from base 1 to 1251 and encodes 416 amino acids. The transcript is spliced from 4 exons. Gene Ontology annotation, biological process: proteolysis. NCBI's taxonomy places the organism in Eukaryota, Fungi, Ascomycota, Sordariomycetes, Glomerellales, Glomerellaceae.